AUGUGGCGUGGUGAGUACACUGUGGCGUGUGGAAAUAUACUAGAUACCAAUAUUAUCACCAAUAUUAUCAAUAUAGGUGGCGGCCAUAUUGGCGGCCAUAUUGGCGGCCAUAUUGGCGGCCAUAUUGGCGGCCAUAUUGGCGGCCGUAUUGGCGGCCAUAUUGGCGGCCAUAUUGGCGGCCAUAUUGGCGGCCAUAUUGGCGGCCAUAUUGGCGGCCAUAUUGGCGGCCGUAUUGGCGGCCAUAUUGGCGGCCAUAUUGGCGGCCAUAUUGGCGGCCAUAUUGGCGGCCAUAUUGGCGGCCGUAUUGGCGGCCAUAUUGGCGGCCAUAUUGGCGGCCAUAUUGGCGGCCAUAUUGGCGGCCGUAUUGGCGGCCAUAUUGGCGGCCGUAUUGGCGGCCAUAUUGGCGGCCGUAUUGGCGGCCAUAUUGGCGGCCGUAUUGGCGGCCAUAUUGGCGGCCAUAUUGGCGGCCAUAUUGGCGGCCGUAUUGGCGGCCAUAUUGGCGGCCAUAUUGGCGGCCGUAUUGGCGGCCAUAUUGGCGGCCGUAUUGGCGGCCAUAUUGGCGGCCGUAUUGGCGGCCAUAUUGGCGGCCAUAUUGGCGGCCAUAUUGGCGGCCAUAUUGGCGGCCGUAUUGGCGGCCAUAUUGGCGGCCAUAUUGGCGGCCAUAUUUUAAAAAUCUCCACAAUCGCGUACCCAAGCUAG
Procambarus clarkii (red swamp crayfish) is the source of this 699-nucleotide messenger RNA. Lineage: Eukaryota; Metazoa; Arthropoda; Malacostraca; Decapoda; Cambaridae. The record is from RefSeq and is a predicted model, not a curated record.